Messenger RNA from Sinocyclocheilus rhinocerous, 1483 nucleotides. Its product is annotated as zinc finger protein 154-like. Gene Ontology annotation, biological process: regulation of transcription by RNA polymerase II. NCBI's taxonomy places the organism in Eukaryota, Metazoa, Chordata, Actinopteri, Cypriniformes, Cyprinidae. The coding region runs from base 602 to 1483 and encodes 293 amino acids. Gene Ontology annotation, molecular function: DNA-binding transcription factor activity, RNA polymerase II-specific; RNA polymerase II cis-regulatory region sequence-specific DNA binding. The record is from RefSeq and is a predicted model, not a curated record. The transcript is spliced from 11 exons. Gene Ontology annotation, cellular component: nucleus.
UUGGGUGAGAGGAUGCUGCAAACAGAAUUCCUCUCCCUCUGUCCGCCCUGCGCUUCUUGGUCCCUCCUGUACGCCUCAUGUCUGCCUUCAUGUGGAGAAUUGUGCAGCAGAAGGAUGUGAUGCAGUAUGGGAUGCUGGCAGAUUUUGUUUCAUUGGUGUCAGAGGCAGUUCCAGAUUGCUUGUUUUGGAGUUGUGUGAGAGAGACAACGCUGCCGACAUGCACACAAUCCAUACUCACCUAAACAGCAUUCAACUCGUGGAUAACACUGUGGUGGGAGAAGCAGGUGUUCGUUUUGUGGAGCUGGUCCACACACUUAUUAAAGAUGUGGAUGAGAAGGAGCAUUUCUUCCAGCACGUGUUUCCAGUGGAUUUCGGCACUGACUUUGACGCAGCCAUUCGGAUCCUGAUGUAGCAUUUCCUGUCUAGGCUGGAGCACUUCCUGCCAAUCCCUGACCUCCAGCAGACUCUGGCUUGGCUUGAUCCACUGUUGCCUGUUUCAAAAGACUGUGAGGAGUUCAAUAGUCAGUCAGAUCACGUAAAGACACUGCUUGAGCACUACAAGAACCUUGGACAUCUAGAUACCAAAUACCCUUGUCAGCCCAUGAGUGCAGGAAAUUGCAUCCUGUCCACACUCUCUGGUAAAGCGAGUGACAUCCAUCAGAAGAGAGUAGGUCACGUUCAGAUUUUCGACAGACAGACCUCGGACCACAUUCAGAAAAGCGCAGCGGAAUCAGUAGUAGGAGCAUCUGAAUGUACAGAGACUCUGGUAGUACCGGAUGAUGAUGGAGAGCAUCUUGUUACAGAAUCAGAGUGUGCAAGAGCCGUGGCUUUGAAUGAUUCUGUGCUAACGCUUCCAGAAGACCACAAUUCUACAGAUGUAAUAGAGGAAUCCGACUCUAAUACUGAACAGUCAGAGUUCCUGUCUUCUCCUUUGUCUACACAACCAGUGCCUGAAGACAGUGCUGUACCCAAAAUACUUGUAAGCAUGCACAGAUCUGCACAGAAGCCUGUUAUCUCAGAAAACAAGGGUGACCCUGUGGAGUCUGACAAGUCUGAUUGCACCUCAGAUAACACAAAUGUAUCCUCUCACACUUACUCAUGCUUGCAGUGUCCAUUCAGUCACUCUCAGGAGCAAAACCUCAGAAGUCACAUAAAGAAAGUCCACUCCACUGAAGUAAUGGGAAGUGGGACUGCAGUUGACCCCUCUUUGCCCAACAGCUGCCAUGUUUGUGGCAAAAGCUACCACUUCCCGUCCUUAUUAAAAGCACACCAGCGCACCCACACCGGAGAGCGUCCUUUUCUCUGUCCAGUAUCUGAAUGCGGCCGCAGUUUCUCCCAUUCCCAGGCCCUCCGUCGCCACCGACUGGUUCAUGUGCCCAAAGACAUCCUUUGGGUGUUCACUGUUGCCUCAGUGUUUACAGCAGCACCAGCAGCUCUCAACAAUAACAAGCAGGUAGGAACUGGUUUCUACAGUUAUCAUUAA